AUAUCUCCCUGGUAAACAGAUUUUGCAUAGCCUCAUGCUUAUAUUCAACGAAUCGGCCAUAUUCACCUCCCCUUUCUCCUACAGGGGUUCCCAGGAUGAUGAAAAUUUCUCUCCAUUUCCGUUCCAUCUUUGUAUAGCUCUUCUCUUUUCUCUCACAAAUCUUCUACACGAUCAGUUAAUUGCUAAAAACCCCAUUCAAUUUGUCAUACAUCAAGCAUAAUCUCAUCUCACAGGGUUCCCGAUUGCUGUUAUUUAUUAAAAUUUGGGGUUUCCUUAUCGAUUCCUGGUAAAAUUCCAAUAACAACAUAUUUAGUGUUCAAUUCGGUUAUAUACUCUGUUUAUAGGGCUCAUUAUAAAGUUUUGAACCCCUUGAGAUGGAUGGAAAUAAAGACGAUGCUUUGAGAUGUUUAAAAAUCGGAAAAGAUGCGUUAGGGUUGGGUGAUCGAGCUCGUGCCCUAAAAUUCAUCUCAAAAGCUCGAAGAUUAGAUCCUUCGCUUCCCGUCGACGAUCUAUUAUCGAAUCUAGAACCCGACAACCCGGCCGAUGAAUCGCCUUCCGGUUCACCUCCGUCAAAACCGUCAGAGAAUAGCACGGGUGAUAGUUCUGGUGUACGGCGUAGGGCUCCGGCAACCGGAUCUUCAUCACCGGGAUCAUACACAGAUGAACAAAUCACGAUCGUGAGCGAAAUCAAAACGAAAAAGGAUUAUUACGAGAUAUUAGGAUUGGAAAAAUCGUGUAGCGUUGACGAUAUCAGAAAAGCGUACAGAAAAUUGUCUUUGAAGGUCCACCCUGACAAGAACAAAGCUCCGGGAUCCGAAGAAGCAUUCAAAAAAGUAUCGAAAGCUUUCCAGUGUUUGAGCGUGGACGAGAAUCGUAAACAGUACGAUAUUCUCGGGUCAGAUGAGCCCAUUUACGAGAGGCGCACCCCAACGGCCGGUGGCCACCGCCAUGGGUUCACCAACGGGUUCUAUUACGACGGCGAGGUGGAUGCCGACGAGAUCUUUAGGAACUUUUUUGGAGGUAUGAACCACGGCGCCACCACCCAGUUCACCGGAUUUACUUUUGGGCCCGGCGUAGGUGCAGGGAUGCCGGCGGGAAACGGUUCAGGGGGGAUUCGGACUUUGAUUCAGUUGUUGCCGGUGGUUUUGCUUCUUUUGUUGAACUUUUUGCCAUCUAAUGAACCGGUUUAUAGUCUUGCCAGGCAAUAUGGUUAUGAUUAUCGUUUGACUACGCAAAAAGGUGUUAAUUUUUUUGUGAAAUCGAGCAGUUUUGAAAGGGAUUAUCCGAUGGAAAGUCCAGAAAGAAUUGAAAUUGAAGAAAGAAUCGAGGAUGAGUAUAUUUCAGUUCUUUCUCAUAAUUGUCAGAUUGAAAAACGACGGAUUCAUUGGGGGAAUAAACAAGGAACACCAAAUUGUGACGCUUUGAAGCAGUUUCAUGCUCCUUUGAUACAUUGAUUCAAGGUUUUUGAGUUGUUUUGAUGACAAUUUGAUUAUGGAGCUAAGAUUUUGUAGGAAUGUUUGUGGGUCUUUGAAGUUUUUAUAGGAGAGAUUUUUGGUUUUUUUUUUUAUUAUUAUGGGGUAUUAGGAUACUUUGAGUGUUUGUAUGUGAUUUGACAAUAUAAUAAUCUCUAUGAAUUGUGAGUUUUGGAACUCACUAAUCCGAAUGAUUUGUAUAAAAACUUUGUAAUUUUCUCCAAGUAUAUGCAUUUUCUUGUGAA
Lactuca sativa (garden lettuce) is the source of this 1717-nucleotide messenger RNA. RefSeq names its product chaperone protein dnaJ 49. NCBI's taxonomy places the organism in Eukaryota, Viridiplantae, Streptophyta, Magnoliopsida, Asterales, Asteraceae. Gene Ontology annotation, cellular component: endoplasmic reticulum membrane. The record is from RefSeq and is a predicted model, not a curated record. Gene Ontology annotation, biological process: cellular response to misfolded protein. Gene Ontology annotation, molecular function: Hsp70 protein binding.